AUGAUUAAAGCUGGUCUAAUCGACCCCUUCUGGAAUCCGUUCAGAACUGGUACUGAAGUCAUGGUCAAAUCGGGCCAUGUUCAACCGCAUGGUUCAGUUAUCUGGCGCGUGACGAUCCAACCAACACUACCUAUCCGAGCAAUUACAUUGCCCGAGAUGGGGAGCUGUUGGUAUCAACUUGUGAUCCAAAUCUUUCAGCUGUGCGCCCGACCGGUACUCCUAGAACUACAGGCACACGGUAUCCUCCACGGGUGGGUGAUAUUCCAGAAGGGGUUUGAUUGGAAUAUAAUCUUGGGACAGAGGGCCAGCAGAUGGCGGGAGAUCGUGAAAAUUAUAUGCGAUGGACAGGAGAUCUGGUCGGAGAGGUGGUACAGAAGGGUAUCUGUGGCCCUGGCCCCAGAGGACAUCCAGAUAAAACGAGAUGAAACCAAAGCAUUCACUUGUUUAGUGGAGUGGCAGUUUUGGAGCAGUUUAUCUUGA
This is a messenger RNA of Penicillium antarcticum, 480 nucleotides long. RefSeq lists its product as uncharacterized. NCBI's taxonomy places the organism in Eukaryota, Fungi, Ascomycota, Eurotiomycetes, Eurotiales, Aspergillaceae. The record is from RefSeq and is a predicted model, not a curated record. Bases 1 to 480 code for a protein of 159 amino acids. The transcript is spliced from 3 exons.